CUAAAUCCACAAAUCCCCCCUUCAAAUUCCCAAAUCUCAUCUGCCCCACUCAUACUCCCUCUCUCGUACUCCCGCCGGCCGCCGAGGCCUUCUCUAGCCCAUCGCCGCCGCCUCCUCACUGCCUCAACGCCACCGCCGCCUGCCUUCGCCGUCUCCAGCCCAUCGCUGCCGCAGCCUCAAGCUCAACGCCGCCUCCUCACUGCCUCAUCGCCGCCGCCGUCGACUCCUCGCUGCCUUUAUCUCCAUUCGCCGUCUCCAGCCCAUCGCCGCCCCGUCCUCCUUGCUGCCUUUAUCUCCCUUCGCCGUCUCCAGCCCAUCGCCGCCCCCUCCUCCUCGCUGCCUCAACGCCACUGUCGCCUUCUGCUUGCAUUCGAAAGCUAUUUUGGUCUUCAACUUGUAGAUCUAGGUAGAUUGGGUUGCAUCCUUCACCUUGGAGUAGGUUUGUUCGAUGGACUCCCAAACCUCCUUUGCUGUUGACAAAAACAUGCAAGUAUCAUUGAUUUCAGGAUCUAUGGAACUCCACAGCCAUGCAAUGAUCGUGGAAUCUUCUUCAUCCCAUGCCACAUAGUUCUCUCGAUGGCUAAAGCAACGUGGGUGCCGGUGUUUCCCUUGUAUCAUGGGAACUAGCUUCAUCAGUGGUGGUUGACAUAUCCGGUUAAUGGGAAGGGCUAAGGGAAGAAUGUGAAAUAACGUACUAUUGCAGCAAUGAAGGCUGCUCGUGAUGGUUGUAGUAGCGGCAGAAGAAUAGUCGGCGAUGAAGGCUCGGAAACAAGAGUUUUAGGGUUUCUUUGGCUCUGGUUCCAUAUGGAAAAUAUGGCUUACUUUCUCAUUGAAUUGGAAAAUGCAUAUAUACACAUAGAAUGUCAACCUAACUUUGGGAACAAAUAUCCUAAUUGAGUAAUCUUCUAUUUACAGUAAUAUAAAUAUGAUUAUAUCCUUAUUAUAGCCUUUAAAUCUACAAAAUAUUUGACCAAUCACACGCAUAAUCACAGUCUUGAUUCACGACGCUAACCAUCUUAAUUGCAUCUCCUGCAUUUGAUAAUCAUUAGGCCUCGCUCCAACCUUAUUAUGUAUAAUUAUGUUUCUUAUUUUCUCUUUUAUCGUAUAACUACUCAUUUAUUGUAAUAUCUUCAUCUCAGUUACACUCAUAUAUUGGAUUUUUUAUUAAAUUGAUAUUUUUUUGUUUUCUAUACAACUAGCAUCGAAUUUGAAAUUUUUACCAACUAGCAUAAUAUGGUUUCUGAGCCUAGGCCGUGAGAGACCUACUAGUCUCUCUAACUAGCAUGUCUCUCUACCUUGUCAUCGCCAACACUUAACAAAAGAGUGCAAAAGUGUUUGGCAGGUAACUGGCGGGUCUUAGGUAAAGGCUAGUGUAAUACCCCGAACCUUGAUGUGAAGCUUGGAUGUUGUAAUGAAAAUUGAAGUGACGAAAUGAAUGGUAUUUUGAUUUGAGAAAAAAGAAAGAAACCUUUGAUUUUAUUGUCUUGUGAAUGUGAAAAUGAGCUAGAAGUAACCUGGGGGAAAGAGUUAGGAAUGUAGGAUUCUAUGUUUAAGGGGGCAAAAGUGUUUCCAGUGGAAGUUGAGGGUUAAAAUGUCAUCAGAAGUGGAUUUCGGGCGUUAAUGUAAUAAGAGAAAGAAAGGAACCAGGCCUAAGUGUAAAUAUUUCAACUUGUUAAAGGUUAGUUCAUUUUUAAUAGGAGGUAAUGAUGAUAAUAAUGAGUUCUUAUCUUAAGAACACAUGGGGCAUGAUUUGGGAGCUUAGGAUUGGAUGAAAAAUAGAAAUUUGGAAUUAAGAGAUAUCCUAGAGAUAAUGAAAGAUCAUGUCAUGAUUACUUAAGGAGAUAUGGAUAUCUUGAAAGCCUAUAAAAGGGGGAGGCUUGCUGUGGAAGUGGAGUGUGGCAAGUAUAGAGAUUUUCCAAGUAAAACAAAGAAGAAGAACCAAGAGAAGCAUAGAAGGAAGAAGGUGGUGGCAGGUAACCGACGUCUCACCGGAAAUCAGUCAAUACAGCGGGAAAAUCAAAGAGCAAAACCGAGUUGAAAAUCCUGUGAACAGUAACUCGACGGGGCUAACGACUAAGGGUUGAAGACGAGACUACUGGUGUGGACUGUGAGCGACUGGCAACGACUAGACUGGACUUCAAUUUUUGAGUAGUGUGGACUGUAGUGUCUGCAACGAUUGACAGUGAUGUCGAGUUCUCCGAUGAAGGAGAAAUCAAACUCUUCCAUUCACUUGCUCAGUGAAUCUCCUCCUUGUCAGUUGGAUGAUGGAUCCUCGGAACUUCGAUGCAAUAUUGUACAUGAAGGAAACUCUAAUCCAUCAUCAAGGCAGGUGAAAUUUGGACAAGAUAAUUCAUUUGCAACAUAUAAGGCUGAUCUCAACAUGGAUCGUGCUAAAGAGAAGUGCUUUCCCCAUAACUUCACUGCAAAUGAGAGACUAGAAAAUCAUGAAGUGACAGACAACUCCCCAUCUGAUUCGGAGGGCACUGGAGCAAGGAAUCCAGAUACCGAGAGGAUGUCAGAUAUCAGGAAUCCAGUUUCUGAUCUGAUUGUCUUCAAAUACUGCUUGGGAGGCUUAAAUGAGAGGGCCCUUUUGCUCAAGGAGAUUUCCUCAGCAGCGUCUCAGAAAGAACUUGAAAACUUAGCACAGCUGGUCUCCUUGUAUUUGGGAUGUUCCCAUCAUGGGCGACAAAUAAUAAUUGCGAAGGCAUUGGUAGAGGAGGGAACAAAAGUUUGGGAUCUGAUCUCACAAAAUAACAAUCAUGUUCUUUGGGUGAAUGUGGCUUCUGUGAUAAAACAACAGUUCAUAAUGAUUGCGCAUUGCAGUUCCAGAUCAUUGACACAGCUGGACUUAGAGCUGUUGAGGAAAAUUGCUGGGUGCCAGGAGUUAGUGGCCCGAGAACACUUUGAGAAGCUGUGGUGUUGGCUAUAUCCAGUAGCUUAUACGCUAUCAAUACAUUGGGUAAAUUCAGCCUGGAAUUCUACAUCUCCUAAGUGGAUAGAAGGAUUCAUUACGAAAGAAGAAGCAGAGUAUUCACUUCAAGGACCAGCAGGCCUUCAAGACCCUGGGACAUUUAUCCUGCGAUUUCCUACUUCAAGGAGCUGGCCCCACCCAGAUGCUGGUAACUUGGUUGUGACUUACAUUGGUAGCGAUUAUAAAAUUCACCACAGGAUGCUGUCACUUGAUUUUAUUUUCAGUGCUGGUGAAAAAGAGAAGACUUGGAAACCACUAAAAGAUAUGCUCCUCGCGGAGCCUGAGCUUUCCCGAUUGGGCAUGCCUUAUGAAUGCAGGGUUUUCAGAAGCGGCUAGGUUUCUUGUUUAGUAAUCGAUGUCCUCCUUUCUCGGGGAAAUAAGGUGGCUUCUGUGAGAAUCAGUUUUCCUGUUGGUUCCUUCCGUUUCUCUGUUAAGCUUUUGUGUACAUAACUUAAUGUAUCUGGUUUUCUCUUUGUGUGUUGGAUUCAAAUAACUAAACUAUGGGGCUGUAAAGAAUGGCAGUGUUGUAGAGAACUAUUAGGUUUGCUUUGGUGGAAGGAAUGGAUGGACAUAUUGACUUGACAUCU
Diospyros lotus (date-plum) is the source of this 3558-nucleotide messenger RNA. Its product is annotated as SH2 domain-containing protein A-like. The record is from RefSeq and is a predicted model, not a curated record. Bases 2186 to 3307 code for a protein of 373 amino acids. Gene Ontology annotation, molecular function: RNA polymerase II cis-regulatory region sequence-specific DNA binding; DNA-binding transcription factor activity, RNA polymerase II-specific. NCBI's taxonomy places the organism in Eukaryota, Viridiplantae, Streptophyta, Magnoliopsida, Ericales, Ebenaceae. The transcript is spliced from 11 exons. Gene Ontology annotation, biological process: regulation of transcription by RNA polymerase II; signal transduction.